This is a messenger RNA of Haemonchus placei, 600 nucleotides long. The record is from the annotation of a GenBank genome assembly. Lineage: Eukaryota; Metazoa; Nematoda; Chromadorea; Rhabditida; Trichostrongylidae.
AUGUUUUUCAAUGUGUUAUUCGUGUUUCUCACUGGAGCGUACCUCGUCAGUUCUUCGAAUAUAUUGGUUUGGAGUCCAUCGUAUGGUCGAAGUCAUGUUGUGAUUUUUGGUAAAAUCGCCGAUAUACUCACCGCUGAUGGGCACAACGUGACGAUUCUGUCGUUUAUGCUCGAUCCCACGAUAACAACAUUUGGAAAUAAACUUCCUGCUCAUACGUUCCAUGUAAAACCCGAUAAGGAAGGAGCAGAGCAUUAUCUCCAAUUGGUUAUGACAGGACCAGCGCUGUGGACUUCGCCAACCUGUACUGGGCUCUGUGUUCAAUGGAGCGACUACUCGUUUCUGGUAGAGCAGACCUUCAAACUUUGCAAAGACUUGGCAUACAAUGAUGACAUGAUACAUCGAUUACGCGAAUCCAAGUUCGAUUUGGUCUUCACCGAAGGGCUUGACACUUGUGGGCCACAGCUUUUCAAGGUACUGGGCAUCAAAAAUGCCAUUAUUGUUUCAACUCUUGGAAUGAUGCCACGACUCUAUGAUAUUGCAGGAUUAUUGCCAAUGCCAAGUUUUAUGCCAAGUAAUUGUUUUGGAUUUAAUUUUAUAUGA